GAAUCAAUAUUUUCAGUAGUGGACACAAGUAGAAGUACAUGUGACAUACUUGUUCUUUCUUACAGCUCCUGAGAUACAACAUGUUGUCUUUUCAGGCGCCACUCUUCAUCUUGACGUCAUCCUGCUGCUUCUUUUUCACUUCUGGCAGGCCGGCAGGUACUCACCUGCGGAGCAUGGACAGCUUCAUCCACGCCGUGCAGCAGCUGGAGGAGUCCAACCCGGGUCUGUCCGCCCUGGCGCUGGUCAGAGCCCUGCGGAGGACUGCGGGCCAUGACGACGCCAUGACCAUCCACUUCCUGGGUGCUUCGUAUAACCUGAGUGACGCCGCGGGCCUGGAGACCUCCAUCCUCAACGCCUCCUCUUUCAGCUUUUUCGACAAGGCCAUCCAUCACAUUGUGACAAAUAACGGCGAGGAGCGAGGGGUGGCCCUCGCCCCGGACGGCACCACGGUCGCCCUGGCGCCUUUACUGCUAGGAAUCGAGUCUGGACUCAAAGCAAAGCUGGAGGGGACUUUGGCCACCGGGCUCUUUCCUCUGACCUUAGGAAGGACGCUUGGAUUAGCCUUCCUCAGCCUCCAAGACAUCCCCUUAGCCAAUCGACUAGGGCCCGAUGGGUGCUGGGACAGCGUGCGGCGCCCCAAAGUAUUCAAGCUCCAUUGGCCCGCCACGCCCGCCACCGAUGCCGUUAUUAACGGGGGGAUGGAUGGAGUAAUACUUGGCACGGACAUCAGCAAACCACCCACAGCUGUCGAGCCUCAUGCUCUCAGCCAGAUCCUGAACGCGUACUACAGUUUCACUCUGCGCAAGGGGCGGGGUCUUGAUAACGUCUCCGAACACGUUAGUCCGAGGCGAAGGGAGAUCUCGAGAUCCAUUCUGGAACCUCUUGACCUUCACAGUGAGGUGAUGGAGACGCUUGCGUUGGUGUGGAGGUUGGAGAAGACAGAAUGGAUCUCCAUGGACACCGGCAUCAAGAAGGCGGUUAAGGAAGGACUGGAGGCGUUUGUGCACAAGUACUGGGAUUGCCCUCAAAUCAUCCCUCGCUGCCAGUGGGGGGCAAAGGCCCACAGGGGUACGCCCAUCCCACUGUCUUUGCCCCUUGGCUUCGUCUACAUUCACCACACCUACGAACCUUCCCGGCCAUGUCUGUCCUUCCCAACGUGCGCCCACAACAUGAGAGCCAUGCAGCGCUUCCACCAGGAGGUGCGAAACUGGAGCGACAUCGGAUACAGCUUUGUAGUCGGGUCUGACGGCUACGUCUACGAAGGCCGUGGUUGGACCCUGCUCGGCACGCACACGAGAGGACACAACAGCCUCGGGUACGGCGUGUCAGUCAUCGGGAACUACACUUCCGCUACCCCAUCGCGUCACGCUUUGGACCUUCUGCGCCAUCGCCUGCCGCGCUGUGCGGUGGACGGAGGAAAGCUGGUGGCCAACUACACCAUCCACGGCCACAGACAGAUGGUGAACUACACUUCCUGUCCAGGGGAAUCCUUCUUUUCAGAUAUAAGAAGCUGGGAGCACUUCAAGGACUGAUAGGAUAUUGUCAAUACGCACCAGUGGACACCAUCGCCUUAUGCAACACAACACAUUUACGACCUGAUUUGCAUAAUCAGCAUAAGUUAAUUUCAUUUAUCCCUGUCCCAGCUUCUGGAUGUCAUUGAACGUUGCCGUAUAAAUGUUGGAUCGCUUCUUGCAUGGUUCAUUUACCGUAUGUAUAUAAGUGUAUAAAAGUACUACGUUACGCAAUGUAACAUGUGAAACUUGUAUUCUUCUGGUUGGGUAUUCUUUUGGUUGUGUCUAACGUGCCACCACGGCGGCCUUUGGUUUUGAUUGGCCUUCUGCACAUUCUCAAAAGUUUCUUCCAAGUAUCGUUAUCACUGUAGGAGUAGAGGACAAGGAAUGGCAUGCUACACACACCGAGCAGGACGACACAAGAAGCUAAACGCUAUAGUUUGAACGUAAAGUAGGGGUGAUCGAUCCAGAUGUCGAUACUAUCGAUACCUAGUAUAGUAUCAGUAUAUAAAUGAUACUCAAGUGAUCAGAUCGAUAUUUUUUUUAUUGUUUUUGUUUUUAUUAUUACACAUUUUUUUGGGGGGUGUUUAAUGUUUCCUGGACACAGGAAGGCUUUCAGAUUAAAACCCAAAUUAUUUAAAUGAGAACCAGUAGUAUUUUUAGUUUAGGUUAUUCACUAGCCAUUUUAUCCUGUUAAAAAAUAGUGCGAAGCCCUCAAAUUCCACACAUCAUCGGAUUUAUAACAAUACUG
Entelurus aequoreus (snake pipefish) is the source of this 2262-nucleotide messenger RNA. It is a transcript of the gene pglyrp2, whose product is annotated as peptidoglycan recognition protein 2. Gene Ontology annotation, biological process: peptidoglycan catabolic process; detection of bacterium; defense response to Gram-positive bacterium. Bases 81 to 1532 code for a protein of 483 amino acids. The record is from RefSeq and is a predicted model, not a curated record. The transcript has 4 exons. Gene Ontology annotation, molecular function: N-acetylmuramoyl-L-alanine amidase activity; peptidoglycan binding; zinc ion binding. Lineage: Eukaryota; Metazoa; Chordata; Actinopteri; Syngnathiformes; Syngnathidae.